This is a messenger RNA of Pongo pygmaeus (Bornean orangutan), 825 nucleotides long. RefSeq lists its product as uncharacterized. Bases 1 to 825 code for a protein of 274 amino acids. The transcript has a single exon. The record is from RefSeq and is a predicted model, not a curated record. Lineage: Eukaryota; Metazoa; Chordata; Mammalia; Primates; Hominidae.
AUGAGCUUCUCGGGGGAUUCCCUGAGCUUGGUGAACGGAGAGCCCACCCUGACGGUCAGGCCUAACCCCACCGCCAAUAGCAGAGCAGCCCUAGGUGGAAGUGGGUUGCCUGUGCCUGGCACUGGGAGCGGCAGAGGCGGCCGCCGCUGUGGAAGUAGCGCCCGCAGUGCCGAGCUCCUGUGCCUGGGAGGACGCGGGCACUGGGCGACCCGCAGUCGGGGCUGCCCCCAGGCAGGGCUCCCUGGCUUUCUCACAGCGCGGCUCGCGGGAAACGACGCUGCCCCAUGGCACAGUGAAGUAAGGCGAUGGCUGUUCUCAGCCAGAGGCCGGGCUGGGGGAGGGGGCCAGAGAUGCCCCGGGAGCCCCUGGACCCUCUGGAGGGUCGGGUGGGGGAGGGGAGAUCUCUGUCUUGACCACACACUUGUAACCCGUUCUUGGCACACCGGGAUACCUUGCCUGCAGGUAGUGCUCUGCUCUCGGGGAGAGGGCACAACGUCUAAUCCUCUGACCGAGGCUCUCUGCCUCUCACAAGAAGCCCCCAACACACUGGUUUUCCUCACAGCCUGCCCCAACUGCUCAUCGGAACCUGGAGCCCCCUUCCCUGCCCCAACUGUCCCUCCGCAGACCCUAUUACCCUACUUUCUAUCGAGCCCAAUUGCCCUAUCCUUUAUACAGGCUGUCGGGGGCAAUGGUGGUGAGCAUGGGCUGUGGAGUCAGAUUGCCUGGGUUCAAAUCCUGGCUCUGCCAUCUUUUGACUGUGUGACCUUGGGCCAGUUUCUUUAUUUCUCUGCCUCAGUUUUCUCAUCUGUAAAAUUGACAGAAUGA